Phaethon lepturus (White-tailed tropicbird) is the source of this 2255-nucleotide messenger RNA. It is a transcript of the gene SHANK3, whose product is annotated as SH3 and multiple ankyrin repeat domains 3. Gene Ontology annotation, cellular component: dendritic spine; postsynaptic membrane; postsynaptic density. The transcript is spliced from 3 exons. The record is from RefSeq and is a predicted model, not a curated record. Gene Ontology annotation, molecular function: ionotropic glutamate receptor binding; synaptic receptor adaptor activity. The annotation marks the transcript as partial. NCBI's taxonomy places the organism in Eukaryota, Metazoa, Chordata, Aves, Phaethontiformes, Phaethontidae.
GUGAAGACGAGAAACUUGCUGCUUCUUUGCUAGAUGGGAAGUUUCCCCGGAGCACAUCGAUGCAAGACACUGUCAGGGAAGGGCAUGGGAUUCCACCCCCACCUCAAACAGCCCCGCCCCCACCUCCUUCUCCGUAUUACUUUGACACAGGCCCCCCUCCAUCCUUCUCGCCACCUCCACCCCCAGGAAGAGCUUAUGAUACCAUAAGAUCAAGCUUUAAGCCAAGCCUGGAGGCUAAACUCCAUGGACUCCCACAAGUCAUUAGCGCAGCUGAAAUGUAUGAUCAGGCGAGGACUUCCAUUCCUUACCCUGAAAGGCAGAAGAGGGCUCGAUCCAUGAUUAUCCUGCAGGAUUCCUCUCAUCUUCCCGUGGAACCAACAGAGAUCCCCCGGCCUGGCCCAUCUGCAACCCCUCCAGAGAAGCUGAAGAGGAAGGGGAGAGUGAUUGACAACCCUUAUGCCAACAUGGGUCAGUUCAAUGUCAGCCUGUUUGCUCCCACCAAGCCACAGAGGAAGAAGAGUCCUCUUGUUAAGCAGUUACAAGUGGAGGAUGCACAGGAGAGAGCAGCACUGUCCAUCACCGGAGGCUUUACAAGGGAGCCCUCUCCCACCCGCAGGAGCCAUCGCCUGAGCGGAGUGGAAUAUCAGCACCACACUGGCAUUGCUCAGGUUGAAGCCACAAGCAUCCCCUUUGCCACUGCCAUCGCUGGAGUCAUGAAGGACAGAGACCGUCGUCUGGAUGAGAGGCGGAAAUCCACUGUCUUCCUCUCGGUUGGGGCCAUCGAAGGAAGCCCCCCCAGCAGCGACAUGCCAUCCUUGCAGCAGUCCAGGUCUAUUGAUGAGCGGUUGUUAGGAAGCCGAGAUGUACUACUGCCUUCCCCUGUCUCAGCUUUAAAGCCAUUAAUUAGCAGCUCAUCCUCAACGUUCAUCCACCCCCUAACAGGAAAGCCCUUGGAUCCGAACUCACCACUGGCACUUGCGCUGGCCGCAAGAGAACGGGCCCUCUCCACUCAAGUCCCAUCCCGGUCGCCCACCCCGAUCCACAGCCCAGACUCAGACAGAGCAGCACCCCUGUUUGUGGACAUCCAAACCAAAGAACCAGAGAGGGAGGAGUUGGAGAGCUUGGUGUCCCCUGCGUACUCACCUGGAGGCAAAGGGUGGGGGACUCCAUCCACACUGAGAAAAGAAACCGAGGCGAGAGCAGAAACACCUGGGAAGGAGGAGAAAAAACAAGAGGACAAGAAGUCCAUGAUUAUUAGCAUAGUGGAUACAUCACAGCAGAAGACCGCUGGCCUCAUCAUGGUUCAUGCCACAAGUAAUGGCCAAGACGAGAUAGGACUUGAGGUAAAAGAGGAGAAACCAGCUGUCCCUGAAGCAUGCGCAGAGCCAGUAGAGUCCCCCAAAGCAGAGACCCAGCCCAGUCCCGUGGGAAAGCCUCCCGUCAGUCCAGCCUCUGACAAGACGUUGGGACAAGGGAGUUCGGAGGAGGAAGUGGAGCCCUACACGGUUACCCUCCCACCAGCUCAGUUGUCUUCGAGUGAUGAAGAGACCAGGGAGGAGCUGGCCAAGAUAGGGCUGGUGCCUCCACCAGAUGAGUUUGCAAAUGGGGUACUGGUCACCACCCCUGGCACACCAGUCAGCCACCUGGCUACGCCUACACCUUCUACCACUGGCGGAACACCCUCAGGGAAGCCCUCUGAUGCCCCCGUAGCCCCAGAGUCUGCUGCAGACUCGGGAGUGGAAGAGGUGGACACCAGAAGUUCAAGUGACCAUCACCUGGAGACCACAAGCACCAUCUCUACGGUCUCCAGCAUGUCUACGUUGUCCUCAGAAAGCGGGGAGCCUACUGACACAUACACUUCCUUUGCGGAUGGACAAACUUUUAUACUCGAGAAGCCACCAGUGCCUCCAAAGCCAAAACUCAAGUCCCAGCUCAGCAAGGGGCCAGUUACUUUCAGGGACCCACUUUUGAAGCAGUCUUCGGACAGCGAGCUCAUCUCCCAGCAACAUGCGGCCACUCUGGCAUCAGCCAGCAUUGGCCGGCCACGCUACCUCUUUCAGAGAAGGUCCAAGCUAUGGGGGGACCCCAUGGAGAGCAGGCCAAUCCAUGGGGCUGAUGAUGACAAGCCAACUGUGAUCAGUGAGCUAAGUUCCCGACUACAGCAACUGAAUAAGGAUACACGAUCACUGGGGGAGGAACCAGCCGGGUCCACGUUAGAUCCCGGGAAGAAGUCACCUGUGGUCGCGGCACGGUAA